UAUUUGAACAGGCAGCUUCAUAUCAUUUAGCUAAGGCCUUGACGGAGUGAGCAGUGACCAGAGCCCAAGCCUCAGACACACAGCUAGGCAUUUCAGAAAGAAAUCUGAGAGACGCCCAUCCCACAGAGGAAAGGCUCUGUCCUGAGAAUGGCUGAUCUCCGGAUAUUGGUCAGCAUCAUCCUAAUGGCAAAUGCUGUCCUGGAGAAAGGAGGGUGUACCGGACCUCCAGGGCCGCCAGGACACCCAGGACUUCCAGGUAUAAGAGGGCCUCCAGGUAUAAGAGGAAUACCAGGUUUCCCAGGUCCACCGGGAAUUCCAGGGCCAAGUGUAAAAUGUCCGUGCCACAGAAGGUCCGCCUUCACUGUGAAGCUCAGUGGCCAGCUGCCUUCCCCUUCGAAGCCUGUGCCCUUCACAGAGGUCCUGUACAAUGCCCAGAAAGACUUACAGGAGGACACUGGGGUCUUCACAUGCAGGGUGCCAGGAAAUUACCAUUUCCUCUUCGAUGUGGAUCUCCAUCACUGCAAGGUGACUGUUCAGCUGAUGAGGGACAAAAGUUCUGUCUUAGAAAAGCAUCAGGUCUCCACCAAAGAGCCCAGGAGUCUCUCUGGCAUGUUGACCCUGCUGCUGCACGAAGGCGAGAAGGUGUGGCUGGAAGCAAAAGUGGAAACCGAGAAGCCAGAGCAAGCCCAAGUUACAAUUUAUUUCUCUGGUUUCCUGACAUAGUUCUGGCCUCUUUCUGUAGCAAAAGCAAAUCCCUUAUGAUUCUGCUGUCAAAAGCAAACAAAUAAAUAUGCACUAUAUCUUG
Bubalus bubalis (water buffalo) is the source of this 805-nucleotide messenger RNA. Its product is annotated as protein HP-20 homolog. NCBI's taxonomy places the organism in Eukaryota, Metazoa, Chordata, Mammalia, Artiodactyla, Bovidae. The record is from RefSeq and is a predicted model, not a curated record. The coding region runs from base 148 to 723 and encodes 191 amino acids. Gene Ontology annotation, molecular function: protein binding. The transcript has 3 exons.